Messenger RNA from Drepanopeziza brunnea f. sp. 'multigermtubi' MB_m1, 3423 nucleotides. RefSeq lists its product as uncharacterized. Lineage: Eukaryota; Fungi; Ascomycota; Leotiomycetes; Helotiales; Drepanopezizaceae. Gene Ontology annotation, biological process: post-chaperonin tubulin folding pathway; microtubule cytoskeleton organization; tubulin complex assembly. The record is from RefSeq and is a predicted model, not a curated record. Gene Ontology annotation, molecular function: beta-tubulin binding; GTPase activator activity.
AUGGACGCCCCGGAAAUCGAGCAGGAUGUCCAGCUGGAGCGUUCGGCCCCGACUCUCCUUGCAGACUUGGGACAAUCGCUAGAACCAUUCCUCAGGAAGUAUGGGCAUAUCAGGCGCAAUGUUCGUCUUGCGGAUACGGACAGGCUGGUGAACCUCCUCGAGCCUUUCCAAGAGCUCCCCCAACUUCUCGAUCCCCAUCUGAAGGCAUUUGUACCACUCCUGGCCAGAGCGUUCAUCGAAUACCUGCAGACUCCUCCCAAGAAUCCAUCCCACACGCAUCUUCUGAUACCCCUUUCCAAGGCUAUAUGCAAGCUGCUAUACACUUUCUGCAAGAUUCGAGGAGAGAAAGUGAUCGUGCAAUUCCUGAGUACAGAGACAAGGCAUCUCGAACUGCUCCUCUCUGCGCUCGAGGAGGGGAGCCAGGAUGAAGCUCCUGGCAGUUGGUGUUGGGAAGAACGGUACAUAGCGUUGCUCUGGCUGUCCCAAUUACUUCUUGCCCCAUUCGACCUUGCAAGCAUCUCCUCACGAGGGACCGAGGACAUCGUGAAACUGAAUAUACCUGGGCUUAUAUGUCCGCCAAAUGUUCCAGCGGUAACGACACGGGUUAUUUUCCUUGCUGUCAACUAUCUUUCAUCAUCUGGCAAAGAGAGAGACGCUGCCAAAACUCUGCUAGUACGCGUAGCCAUGCGACCGGAUAUGCAACAAGUGGGCGUUCUCCGGGCCUUAGUUGAAUGGGCUCUCUCUUGCCUCAAUCCCGCAUCAACUCUCCAAACCUCGCCUUACUAUUAUAUCGGUGUUCUAUCGUUCGUUGCUGGUUUGCUUGUAUCCUCGGCUGGAACUCCUGAUAUGGUUUCGUAUGUCCCAGCCAUUUUUGACAUCACCAGAGAUCAAGAUGACAUGCCUACUGCAAUUUUAGACGCUAUCAAAAAGUCCGCAGUAUCCCGCAAGAUCAUCAUCAAGAUCUUUCGGGCAAUCGCCGUGCUUGAACUUUCUAAUCCGCAGCUGACAGACCUGGAUCGGGUUCAGACCCUCAUAGGCGACCUGUUGGACUCUCUCGAGGACUCGGCUACCCCUGUCAGGCUUGCUGCCAGCAAAGCGCUCAGCAUCAUCACCCUAAGGCUGGAUUCUGAUAUGGCAUCUCAGGUGGUAGAUGUCGUUCUUGACACAUUCCAUGGUACGUACAGAACCAAGAGAGGGCUCCCGGACCUGUCUGAUGUCAAACCGUUCCAAUGGCAUGGUCUUGUUUUGACAUUUUCGCAUUUGCUGUAUCGCCGCUCCAUUCCGUCGGCGAGACUGCCUCCUGUCUUAAAUGCUCUCCGCUUGGCUUUAUCAUUUGAAAAGCGUUCCACUACUUCGGCCACUUCCACGGGUACGAAUGUUCGGGAUGCAGCGAACUUCGGCAUCUGGGCAGUGGCGAGGAGAUAUUCCACAGCCGAGCUGCAAGCCAUUAAUCUGGACUCCCUAGAUGGGUCGGUGAAAAGCCUGUCCGCGUUGCAAACUUUGGCCACCGACCUUAUCAUCUCAGGGUCACUUGACCCUGCAGGUAAUGUCCGCCGAGGUUCUUCAGCCGCUCUACAAGAGCUGAUUGGACGCAAUCCGGAUACAAUUCUCCAAGGAAUCACGGUCGUGCAAGUCGUCGACUACCAUGCCAUCGCGCUUCGCUCGAGAGCUGUUGAGGAGGUUGCAAUCCAGGCAGCGGCUCUCUCGGAGGGCUACUACGACGGGCUUCUAGACGGACUUUUGAGUUGGCGCGGCCUGAAAGAUACGGACGCUGCUGCUAGGCGAAUUGCUGCCUCAGCGGUAGGGAAAAUGGUUUGGGCCAAGCGGUUGAGAAGUCGGAAUCCAUGGGAGGGGUACCGGAAAACGCUGAGUCUCAUUGCUGGGCGAAUGGUGACUCUCGGUGUUCGUGACAGUGAUGAGCGGCAUGGUUUGGUUCUCUGCCUCGCGUCCAUCAUGAAACUUUUCACGGAAGAUAUGAAUCUUUCUGCGAGCCAUGGGGCAGAUGAGACGAUUCCCAUGAUCUUAGAAAUCACCGCGGGAAUUCUCAAAUACGUCAAUGAAGGCUGGGCGGCAGUGAGAAAUCAAGAACUGAUCGCGGAGGCAACCUGCCAACUCUUCUUGGCCACCAAAGGCUUGCUUGAAGCUGAGAAUCAGGCCAUCCCACAUCUCAUCGCCGGUCAGAUGUCCGCCGUCGAGAAAUUUAUGACUCUCGAUGGCCCAAUAGUCAACAUUGUCUCAGACGCAGUCGCGGAGCUGAUGACACUGGUCAGCAAGGACGAAAUGGAUGCGCUAAUCAAGCAGUAUAUCUACAAGUCUAAGACCUUCUCUAAAGGCCGACAUGCCUCCAAGAAUGGCGCAUACCUACACGCCAUCUUCAAGGUCUUUCCCGUUACACCAAGACACCAACAAGCCAUCCUCAGCACGAUCCAAGAAAUCUGGACCCAAGAUCCAGAUAUAGACACUCGUGUUACGAUCCUCAGAUGUCUAGCACCUAGCCCUAUCAUCCGUACCAAAUUAGACUCUGUUUUCCGCCUCAUCGAAGAGGGCCUGGACGAUUUCACGACCAAUGCCCAAGGCGACGUCGGCUCCAAAGUUCGCAUCGAAGCCGCCAAAGUUGUGCGUUCUGUUUGGGCUUCUACAACAGCCCCUGACCAUGAAUCAGAGAUUAGAACCAGACUUUGCGGUCGGGUACUACGGACAGCAGCGGAGAAAUUAGACAGAGUCCGAAGAGAAGGCCAACGCUGCUUACUGCUCAAUGAUAACGAGCUUUCCACAGUGCAAACGCUCGACCCUUCAUCCACCCCCUACUUCCGCAUCUUACUCGAUAUCCAAUGCCUCCCGUGGUAUAGCUCAUCUCCACACGCCUCAACUUGGUCCGAAACCUUCCUCUCGGGCUACGUAAUAUCUGCUGACGCCGGCGCCGAAAAACUCGUGCAGGCGUCUCGCUCCGCGCUCCUCGAUUUCUGCGAAGCCUCCCCCUCAAACUGUGAUUUGACGGGGCAGACUCUCCUCGCAAUCAUCAAAAGCAACGUACAGUCUUCGAACGACCGGAUCCUCGUCUCUGCGCUCGAAGUCAUGAGAUUCCUGUUCGAUAUGGGGGUCAUGCAACAGUCCUCGGUCGACUGGAAGGAUUUCUUUCUCUGGGUCCAGAAAGCGCAUUACCAGAGCACUAACAUCCGCAAGAUUGAGGUGUGCGUUCGGCUUUACGGGGGCCUGGUAGAGAUGGGAGCCGCCGCAGGGGUGGGCGCGAAAGCAGCGGCGAAGAUGGUGGGCAUGUUGGUGCAUCGGUAUCCGAGUGUGAGGAGCGUCGUUGCGGACGAGCUCUGGGUUCGGAGAGGCCUGCUGGGAUUGAAGGGCGUGGAUUGGGGGCGGGCGCAGAAGGGGGAUCUAGAGGGUGUGAGGAUGGAGUUGGCUGCUAUGUAG